Messenger RNA from Pelmatolapia mariae (spotted tilapia), 1207 nucleotides. Its product is annotated as succinate receptor 1-like. NCBI's taxonomy places the organism in Eukaryota, Metazoa, Chordata, Actinopteri, Cichliformes, Cichlidae. The record is from RefSeq and is a predicted model, not a curated record. The transcript has 3 exons. Gene Ontology annotation, molecular function: G protein-coupled receptor activity. Gene Ontology annotation, cellular component: plasma membrane. Gene Ontology annotation, biological process: G protein-coupled receptor signaling pathway. The coding region runs from base 214 to 1170 and encodes 318 amino acids.
UAAAAUAAAGUAGCACUGGAUGACUAGACAAAAAACAAUGAAAUAAAAACAUUUUUGAUUCAUUUUUUAUGAAUUUUACCAUUUUAGUCAGGACUGCCAGAAGCUACCAAGCAAGACCAUCAGCUCAAAGGAGACUUGUACAGAGGGAGGUUGCACCUGCUCACUACUGCACAUCAUACUCUCGCUAACAGCAGCUUUCAAAACAACUACACCAUGGUGCUUAAUUGUACGGAGAUAGUUGAUGCACUGGAGACCUAUUAUCUGCCAACAUUUUAUGGAAUUGAGUUCUCUGUUGGUUUCCUUGGCAACCUGCUGGUUGUACUUGGUUAUAUAUUUUGUUUACAACAAUGGCAAAGCUGCAAUAUUUACCUCUUCAGUCUUGCAGUUUCAGACCUUAUUUUCCUCUCCACAUUGCCACGCCUCUGCUACCUUUAUUCAAAUCACAAAGAAGAGAACAAUGUCUAUGUUUGUGUUAUCAACCGCUAUGUCCUGCAUGUAAAUCUUUACUCCUCCAUACUCUUUAUGGUUUGGCUCAGCAUGGACCGCUUCCUGCUCAUAAAGUAUCCAAUGAGGAACAAUUAUCUGCUCAGGCCACGAACAGCUCUGAUUAUUACAGGGUUGAGCUGGAUAGCUGUCAACGUUGAAGUUGCCCCAAUGAUAACGCUGAUGGUGCAGGACCUAAAGGAAAAAAAUUGGACCAAGUGCCGAGAUUUUGCCAGUCUGAAGGGAGAUAUCAGUGUGCUUGGCUACAGCUUAGGGCUGACAGUGACAGGUUAUAUUCUCCCUAUGUUUGGACUUUGUGUUUUUUCCUACCAAAUAGCACACCUACUGCGUGUCCAGGAAAGGGCUCUGCAGCGCAGCACAGCGUCAUCAUACAAGCGGCCUCUGAAGGUGGUUGCAUCAGUGGCAGCGCUAUUUCUGGUUCUCUACACUCCCUACCAUGUGCUUAGAAAUGUGUCAAUAGCAGCUAUGCAAGAAUGGGCAGGACUGGGGACGUGUACACAGAUGCACAUAAAGAGUAUGUACAUCUUGACCCGACCUAUAGCCUUUUUUCACAGCGUAAUCAAUCCCAUCUUCUACUUCCUCAUGGGUGACAAGUUCAGAGACCUCCUAGAAUCUAAGAUUAGAAAUAUAGUCAGCAAAAGAGUGGUGCAAAGAAACCCUUCAUGAGUAAAAUACAAAUUUACUGUAUGUAAAAAAAAAAAGA